Molecule: messenger RNA, 4728 nt
Organism: Cladocopium goreaui
Lineage: Eukaryota; Dinophyceae; Suessiales; Symbiodiniaceae
Source: the annotation of a GenBank genome assembly
AUGCCUUCUGCAGUGUCUGCCGGUGUCAUGUCCCCCGAAGUCCAGUCUCGUCAGAUUGCCAGUGUACCUGUGAAAGAACAUGCGAUGCCAGCCGGGCAUCCCCCUGAUUGCCAUGAUUCCCAUGCUGCAAGCCAUGAACUUCAAGGGGAAUGUGGGCCACUCCCCUUCAAAUUGCCCACUGACGGUUCCCGACCCAUUCAAGCUGCAACAUCCAACCCCUGUCCAGUCAGCCCAAGGGAAGUUGGAAAUGAGCUUACCAAGGCCAAAGAUGCCUUGGUCACUCUAGGUUGUGAGGCUAGAAUCUCAGUGCCUGAUGCAUCCCGAGAUGGUGAUCAAGAUGGCUUGAGCCAUGCUGAAAGGGAAUGUGGGCCACUCCCUUGCAAAUUGCCCACUGACGCAAGUAUGGUCUGGGCUGAUGAUGAACUGCGAUGGCACCUCGUCUCCCUGCUCACGACUAAGGCCCACCACGAAAGUGCUCAGGCUGUGUUGGAUCGCUGUGCCAUGAUUGAUCCGCUGUUGAUGGCAGGGUGGGUAGUUUUGCAUGUCCACACGUGGGACUCCUCAACGAAUGACCACACCAGUCUGGAACCCAUUUUUACACGCCUGGCAUCUGCCAUGGGGUUUGUGGGCCAUCAGACUGCCCGUUUGUACCGAAUGUUCCCGAUGGAUGAAGGUCCAAAUUCCGUUCUGAGCAAUGCCGAGAUCCAACCCUUUUUGGUUAGGGAAAAGAGCCGUCCAGAUGGAUUUGUCACUGGAGGGGAAAACCUUGCCAAGAUUGGGGUCGUAGCCUUGUCUGUAAUUGCUGCCAUGCCUGUUGGACCAUUCCUUCAAAUGCUGGGCCUUUGGUCCUCGGAUGGGACUCCUUCCCAAGAUGAUGGAGGAACUGUUGCUGGACCUGUUGAGGAGUUCCAGACCUUAGUUCAGGGUUCCAACCAGUCCGACACACUCACUGAGGGGUUGCCCUGCACGACAAGUGAUGCAAAAGGACGUGUGACAGCCCCUAUUAUGUGGAACAGGUGCGAUCUUGAGGAGUCGCCCAUAUGCCAGAUCACCCCGAAGACCACAGACCCAUGUGCGGGUGGUCGUAACCUUGAAAGCGGUCAUUUGGAUGCCACCAGAUUGGAUGAUCCCAACCACAACCCGUGCCAGCUGCAUAGUCUCCCAAUUCUGGCAGACCACCAGUUUGAUGCAGUGCGUUCUCCUGGGGAAUGUGGGCCACUCCCCUUCAAAUUGCCCACCAGUGGCAAGAAUGAUGUGCCCAAGGUUGGGGCAAUCACAACAUUGCCGGUUGGCCCUCCACCACCUGAGGAGGUUAGGGAAGCAUGUGCCUUGUCUCCAGCCAAAGCCGGUCCGUCUGAGAGUCGUAUUGAAGUCGAUGUCGUGUCCCUGCCCUCUCCUCACAAUGCCUGUCAGGUUGAUUAUGUCUCAUCGUCUUGCCGUCAAGCUGAUGGAGCUCGGCUUCAUCCUGGGGAAUGUGGGCCACUCCCCUGCUUAAUGCCCACGCAGGGGUUGCCCUGCAUGAAGUUUGACUCACAUGGAAGGGUGAUGUCCCUCAUGUCCAGUAAGAUGGGUGGCCGCGAUGAGCCUCAUGUCAUCCAGACUAAUGCAAUGACCACUGGCUCAUGUGCGGGUGUACGACACCUUGACCGUGCUCACUUGGAUGCCAACAGCCUUGCACCCAUCAACCAAUGCUUUUGCCGAGGGCGUGGUUUACCACCAUUGGCAGACCACCAGUUGGACGCAGUGUGCUCUUCUGGGGAAUGUGGGCCACUCCCCUUCAAAUUGCCCACUAGUAGCAAGGAAGCAGUGCCAAAGAUGAGUGGAACCGCCAACGUGUCUGCCGGCAACCUUGAACCUGUGGAGUGUAGGGCAGCAGGUGCCGUGUACCCAGCCACUGUCGCCUCAUCCAAGUCCAGUGCCGAAGUCCGGUCCAUGUCCCUUCAUGAACAUGCCUGUCUGGUUAGUGAUGUCCCCCUGUCUUGCCGUCAUGAUGAUGGAGCUCGUCUCCACCAUGGGGAAUGUGGGCCACUCCCCUACCUAAUGCCCACGCAGAGGUUGCCCGACGUAACUGGUGAUGCCCAUGGAAACAUGAUGUCUCCUAUUUCAUGGAACAUGUGCGGUCUUGAUGAGUCAAAUGCAGUACAGAACACACCAGCGACCACAGGCCCAUUUAAAGGUGGCCGAAUUUUUGAACAUGGUCAUUUGGAUGCCCAGAGCCAUGCAACAACUGACCAGUGCUCUUGCCAGCACAAGGUGCCGGUUGAAGGUAACCCCAAUUUAGAGGCACAGCCGAUGUCAGUGCAAGAACGUUCCCAGCUCCUGGAAACCCAGGGCCACUUCUGGGCUGAUGAUGAGAUCCGUUGGCAACUUGCCAACCUGUCGACCCAAUUGAGAGAUGAACUCAAACAGAGUGGUUCUUACCCGAAUUGGGUAAUCCUUGACCCCUUGCUCCUGGAUAAUUGGAUCCAGACUGAAGGGAAAAGCUGUGCAGCGUGGGCCAAUUCCCACUGCCCAUUGCCUGAAGUUGUGAUUGCGGUUGUUUUUGCACACUUAGCCAGUGCGCUGCGCUUAUCAGGGUUUCAUCAUGUGAAGUGGCCUCAGAACUUGGAGGUUGAUGACUGCUGUGGCCCGCUGGCCAUUGCCUUUAUUGCACGAAUCAUGCUCGGAAGACCCCUUCCGACCACACAUGCUGAAGUGUUGGCUCAACAUGACACUGCCCGAGCUCAGUUUCAAGAAGGCAUUCAACACCAUGCCAUGUGGGUCAGGCCCUUGAUUUGGGCUAAUGGCCUUGCGACUCAAGCUGAGCAGGAGUUGAUCCCAGUGUUGAUUGACCAUGGAGUCCCCCACGAACAUGCAGGGACAAGAGCCAAAGCAGCCGUGCGGGCCAUUGGAGCACAGCCUGUGCUUACUGCCUUAGGCUCCAGGAUUCCUUGGAAACAACUCAAAACAUUGGGAAACCAAUCCAAGUUCCAGUUCCUGCUGCCUGCUGAACUCCAGUCGAAGAUCACUGAAGCUGCAGGCAAAGGUGAUAUCGGAAGACCCAAAGGUGGAAAGAAGAGCAAGAAACCACCGCCUGAACAACCGCCAGUUGUUCUUGACCCAUCCAAGUUUGCGAUUUCACAGGGUGUUUUCCAGAGCAAUUCCCAGCCACUGCACCAAAGACCCUUGAAAGCUGUGGGACCUGCCACUGAAGGCGUUGUGAUUGUCACUAAGGCUGAAGCAGCACCCUACUUGGCACAGGGGAAAGCAGUUUCAAACUUGCCGCUUGCACUGCUAGUUCUGCAAUGUACCUUGGCUGAGGUGACGACCUCGCUGCCACACCAAGCUGUGACAGUGCCCUGCCAUUGUGUGGUUAACCAAGAACCGAUGCUCAUUGACAUGGUCAUGGUUCAGAUAGGUUCUGGUUUGGUUGAGAAAACCCAGGCCUCUCGCAAGAUCCACAUUGAUGCCGUUGACGUUGGCACAUUGAGAAUCACAGUUUUCAGAGAUGAAAUUGAGGGUACAUGGGAACACCUGACCCAAGGUCCGAUGAAGUAUGUUGUUCACCAUGUACCGUUGCUGCGAAUGUGCCGUGAACCCGGAUGCCAAUGUCCACAUUGGCACAAUCACGAAAAGGUUGACACCAAAGAUGCCUUACUUGAUGUUUGGCGCCGUCAAUACCUGCGCAAUGGCUACAAGCCGGAGCCUCCCAGCAGUGCCACUAUGUUUGCGGUCAGCAUCCGAGUGCCAAGUUGCCUAGUGUUGCCCCUACUUAAGCUCAGUGGAACAGCCGGCAUUUAUGUCGAGCCUCGAUCCCUGGACUCCCGGACAGUCCAUGAGGAUUAUGCCAUUGUGUGGUUGACUCGCCUGCAGCCAGCUGCACUGAAUCACCUGUGCCAAACCAAUCCCACGGCUAUUGGUCUUGCCCGGGUUGGUGAUCGCAUUGGGUUACGCACCCUGGCGAUCCAUGCCAGUGAUCUGUCUAAAGCAGUCAGACCAGAUGCAGUGUACCUGCCUGCAGGACCCAAACAACAGUUCCUCGCAGGACCGUUUCCCUUUGGAACUGACCGAGGCAGCUUGACCAAAGCCCUGCAGCAGAUUGACUGGGAAGCUCGGCCCUUGCAGCCACUUGCCUCAAUUGACAACAAAGGGGCGAUGUGGCUCAUCCAGGCCACUGAUGAUCCCCCAGCCUCACUGCUAUCAAUGGGACACGGAGAUGUCAUGAUUUCCAAACACAAGGGCCCCAGGGAUGCCAAAGAGACCAAAGCAAGGCCUGUGGCUACGCCAGCUACAAUAGCCCUGUGCAACACCCAGACCUCGCAAACAACUUUGCCGGAUCUUUGGGCUGCUGCUGACCCCUGGGGAUGGUAUGCACCCUCAAGCAUGUGCCAAACAGAUGCAUCAGAGGGACUGAAGCAACUUGAAUCCAAGAUCCAAAAAGCGGUCCUUGCCAGCCUCCCAGCUAGCUCCAACCAGAUGGAAGUUGAUGAUGUCCCGGAUCGGGUCCAGGCCCUUGAGCAGCAAAUGAGCACCAUGAUGCAGAAACAUGCCCAGCUUGAGGCCACAGUCACUGACCAUGCUGCACGACAUACUGCUCAGCUUGGUUCAGUGCAACACCAACUGCAAACGCAAGGUGCUGAGCUCAGAGGACACAUUGAGUCCCAGCAACAGAACCUGCAGGCUCUCUUCGAGAGUCAGAUGUCUCAGAUACGCAGCCUGCUCAAACGCCCGAGGGAGGACCAUGAAUGA